AUGGAGAACGGAGGAAAACUAACGUGGAAGAGCUUGGAAGAACGUAAGAGGGAGAGAGUAGGUAACCUCCCACGCAUGCGUUUUUAGGGGAGCUCGUUUUUCAUCCCGCCCCACAUGAAAAACGAGUUCCCCUAAAAGCGCCUGCGUGGGAGGCUAGAAAUUAGGAGGAGGAAAAGAGGUUCUUUCGCCCUCUCCCCCUAACCCCGCCCCUUCGCCAUUUUUUAUGGCUCGUUUUCCCAACUAUCUGAAGGCCUGUUACAGGUUAACUACGAUAUUCAACUUGAACGUCGAGCACUUGUGUCGCUUUGUUAUUAAUCAGCAGGGACGGAUUUGGUAGUACUAACUUUUCAACUGCUUUUAAUUAGACUGCGAAACUGUCAUUUUUCUUCUUUUUUGUUUUAUUUUUUUUUGUCAGUUUCCAUCGAAUUUUUAGAGGUAUUUUUCGUUUCUCUCCCCAGUUUCUUUCACUUUCCCCCUCCCCCCUGCUUCAGACAAGAGGGUCACGCAACCAUUUGUUUUGCUCCAGACCAUUCGUUCGACUAUUGGUGCGUUCUUGGCCUACGCAAAAAAUACGGGCUGUUUUGUGGUCUGAAAGACUUUGCACUGAUUGACGUUAGUGUCCCAGUAUGGAAACUCUAGCUGUAAUACUGAUCGAACUGCAGAUGACAGGUUAAAAGACUGAAAGUUCCUUUCAACAGCGUUUGGAAAGAGAACUUCGUCUUUUCCGCCCCCCCAAAAAAACUAACUAAAAAUAGGGAAACAAAAUAGAGUAUAAUACCAAUCCUAAGAAGAAACUUGUAACGAACGAACGGGAACACCUAAAAAGGAAAGACAGACUUGAGGAACUCUAUCCUUUCCUGCAGCCUUCUUUCCUCAUCCUCCGUAGCCUUAGUCCAUGAAACUUAUACGCCCAUGGUACCCUCUAAAAUGUCUUUCCCCACGCUAUAUAAUACUAGUGAUAAGCCCCUUGGAAGGCACUUAUUAAAAUGGAUAUGCCGCUGAGGCCUUCAAACCCUGACUCUAUUUAAGACAAAAACCAGUCAUUUCAUUACUAUAUUCAAGACGCUUGGAAUUGUAUAACCUUUUUAAGAAUCAAGGCCUCCAAAACCUUACCUUUGCGCAUUAGAUCGUAUAUUUAAAUGCUAUUUUGCGCCUUAUAAAUAAUAAAUUAUUAUUAUUAUUAUUAUUAUUAUUAUUAUUAUUAUUAUAUCACCUUUGUCUUUGUCACAAAACCGAAUGAGACUGAGAGCCUUAGUCUACUUUACGUAAGUACCGUGUAGAUCUACGGAAGAAUUGUUUGCAGCCAGCCCUAGUCAAAACCCUAAGAGACUUCGCCUGCCGCUGGUCAAUAGGAAGGCCAUUCCCAAAGAACUGCUCCAGAAAAACUAUUUUUUAACAUUUGUCUGGGGUAGAGGAAUAGCGAGUUUGCUGUUGGUGUCUCUUAAAAAGUAAUUAGAGAGACUGCAACGAUCUGCCAUUGCUACGAUCUACUACGAUAUAUAACGCAUAUUCUCCGAUACACCGGCCUCUCACCGCUCUUUGACGAAAUGUCCCUAGAGGCAGAUAGCGAUGAGACGAAGCUGUAUCGCAGGCUUUUGGACACAAGGCUUUUCUACUAUUUAUACGGGUAAAGUGGUCGCUUCACGGUUUGGGCAAUGGUGAACAGAAUUCAGGACCGAUGAAUUUUGAUUCCGUUCGGGAAUCGCGUUUACCAUUUGCCUAAGUCAGUUUCGUUUAACGAAAAACGGCCUCGAAAGCCUGACACUAAUAUUCAAAAAAAGGUUUGAAGACAUGAAAUCCCAAUUUCCGCCUGGAAUUUUCCAACCAGGAAAAUAGAAAUGCUUUUUCAGACGUUCCAUUUGUUUCAGGAAUUUUCCACUGAAACGUCGAAAACAACCCGAACCUGAGUUAAUGGUAAGCCUGGCAAAGCACCAAAGUGCCUUCUUAGUUUGUUUUAAUGGGUCAUAUAUAGAGCAGUAGCUUCAUGAUUCAUACACGUUGUCUCCUCUUUGGCAUCCACGUAACUUUUUUCAGUUUUGAAAGCCCGCAAGGGUAAGAACUACGAAGAACUAUUGCACCAAUACUUAGUCGAAAAUAUUUAAUUGCUUCAAGGAAAUUAGUGUUUAUAAACCAGAUGGCACUGUUCGGCGAUGAUUUAAUUCGUAAAUAUCCCGCAAUGCAAAAAUUCAUUCAGUAAACGGUUUUAGUUUAGAUUUUUUCUGUUUAUAUAUCAUUUUUUGAGGGAAAUCGCUAGUCUGAAACUGAACAUGAAAGUUUGUGACGCUAUCACGGGGACGCUAUAUGCUGUAUCUGAAGAAAAUGCUGCAAUUAAUAAGAAUAAUAGGUUUAUUGAAAGAUUUAAUUUCGCACUGGCUUUUUUAAAAUCUGUCUUCUUAUAAGUAAAUUGUUUAAAGCGUAUCAAAAGGUAACACUGGCGUGACGGGCCGUGUCACGUUAUUUUUAACCAUGCAAAUGUCGCGAUUUUUCCCAAAAUUAGGGUUGAACUCGAGGUCUUGCGGGCUACUUAAAAUCGUUUGCCCAGAGAUUUGUUUCGAGUUUCUAAUAGACUGGGACCUAGUAAUGCCGUAAAGAGUUAAUUUGCUAAAUUCUAAGUUAUUAUAGCGCGCUAUUAAAAUUUGCAUUAUUUUAUCCCCAUAAUUUUCGACGGUAAAAAUUGCCAAUAGGGCUUAUUUUUAACAAAACCUUUUUGGCCACAUAAAUAAUCCCGCUUUCACAAAUGUAUCGUUUUCUGGGGAAGAAAGGGUUAUCGAUGAGCCAAAUCAAAUCAUGAACUUAUGCCGAGAGUGGGUCGAUAUUUACGGAAAGCCGCUCUUAAUUCUUCAGUACUGUUUCAGUCGAUGAUUGAAGAAGCAUAUAUUUUAAAAAAAUUAGUACUUACUGAAAGUUCAUGUUUAUGAAAUAAUUUUCAGCAUGUUCAGAAAUAUGUGGACCUCAUGGUGACUGCAGCCGAAAUGUUAGUGCAUCACGUCCAUGCCUUUGCCAUCUCGGUUAUCAGUGGAGCGAUGCUUCUUCAUCGUGUGAAGACACCAGUGAGUGUCUUGUUGGCUCCCAUGAGUGUCUGUCACCAGCCAAAUGCGUGAACACACCUGGGUCUUAUCGUUGCGAAUGUCCUUCCAUUGUUGGAUGGUCCUUUGAUGGCAGAACGUGUAUUGAUACUGAUGAGUGUCAAUACCGAAACGUGUGCGACCCACAGGCUUCAUGCAACAACUACCCUGGAGGAUUUAAUUGCAGUUGUAAUAUAGGAUGGCGGGGACAAGGGGAACAUCCUCAGUGUUCUGACAUUGAUGAGUGCACGGAAGGGAUUGACAGGUAAUGUUGAUUAUUUUGUUAUACUGGGAUUUUCCUCUCGGGCUGAGUAAGUGAUCGCUGUCAUGACCAAUGAUGUUUAAGUAAUCAAAGCCUCGCAUCUCAUUCGCAAAAUGAUCAAAAUGCGCCACAACAUGACUUCUGUUACCAUAUCAACUUACUUUAACUCUCUUGAACGGUUGGUCAGAAGAGAAUCCACGUUACUCCGGUUAGUUUUCUUUUCGAAGUCAGUUUUGUCGGUUUUAGUUUUGGGGCCUUUGGCUUCUACCUAAAAGUCAAUACUGUUUGUCUUAUCAAAGGUGUCCUCAUCCGUCGACAUGUGUCAACACCCCUGGAAGUUAUAAUUGUGUGUGUAAUCCAGGAUGGGAGAAAGUGUCAGAAUUCCAGUGUUCAGACAUAAACGAGUGCAGUCGUGGAAUCCACGGCUGCGAUCGCAACUCUUACUGUGUUAACACGGCUGGAAGCUGGAAAUGCAUAUGCAACAGUGGAUGGAAUGCAGAUCCAUCAAAUGCUCGUCUACCAACAUGCAGAGACGUGAACGAGUGCGUUGAGAAGCCCAAUGCUUGCCCGGUUCAAUCAACUUGUCUAAACUCUGCGGGCUCUUAUCGAUGUAACUGCUUGUCUGGUUGGAGGAAUCAAGAUGCGCACACUUGCGUCGAUAUUGAUGAGUGUUCUCAAGGAUCACACAGGUGCUCAUUCAAUUCGAGGUGUGUCAAUACGCAAGGCUCAUACCGAUGCAGCUGCUUGUCUGGUUGGAGAAAUCAAGGUGUGCACACUUGCGUCGAUAUUGAUGAGUGUUUUCAAGGAUCACACAGGUGCACAUCCAAUUCGAGGUGUGUCAAUACGCAAGGCUCGUAUCGAUGCAACUGCUUGUCUGGUUGGAGGAAUCAAGGUGCGCACACUUGCGUCGAUAUUGACGAAUGUUCUGAAGGACGUUACAGUUGCCCGUCCAACUCACACUGCGUCAAUACACAGGGAUCAUAUAGAUGUGACUGCAACCGGUGUUACUAUAAAUCUGGAAGAAGCUGUUAUGGUAUGUAUUAG
Molecule: messenger RNA, 4371 nt
Organism: Porites lobata
Lineage: Eukaryota; Metazoa; Cnidaria; Anthozoa; Scleractinia; Poritidae
Source: the annotation of a GenBank genome assembly